AUGACCGGCGCUGCAUAUCUUGCGGGCCUUGAUACCGCGCAGGGGAAAAUGCCCAAUGCACCGGUCAUUGUAGCUGAUAUUGGUGGCACGACAACGGACGUCUGCGCACUGUUCCAUGACUGUGCGAACGCGGUGGGAGCGGCCAUUGCCAAGGUUUCUGGAUCUAUCGAUGUAAUCAAAGUCAUGGAAAAUCUCGAUGAGGAGGAAGUAGUUAAUUCAGUGUGCGAAGAGGCCAAACAGCGCGCCAUCGAGGCUGGUGCCGACCCUGCAACGGUCCGCAUCAUCGAGCUCGAUAACAUGCCAUUGCAGUAUGUUCAGAUGCGAGCGAGUCGCAUUGUAGCAAGAGCGGCCGGUAAUCUCAACAAGGAUAUGCCAUCGAGCCAUGUGACAGACUCUCAGGUGCAAGAAGUAGAGGAUAAUUGGACGAGAUCAGCACGAAAGACUGCGAAUGCGGAUAAAGAUCCUAAAGACUUCAUUGUCAGUCCUUCUGUGCUAAUAGACGUAUCUCAAUAUCGUCCCGAGGUCGACAAGAACGGAACAUGGUGGGUCUCGGAGGUCGAUUGCUACAUGUGCUAUAUGGCAGCCCGCGCUGCAAUCAAGGCCGGCCAUCGGCUUGCGGUUGUUGAUGUGGAUUCUCUACCGGAAGACGAGUAUAUUAUGGGGAGCGUCUCAUAUGGAGCUCCGACUGUCACUCUUGAGAGGAUUCCUAGCGGGACGGAAGCAAAAGAUGCCACUGAUGCGUUGUUGAUGAGUUACCCAGGGCUCAAGAUGGCAGCUCAAGCUGCAAUCGAGAUCGGUGGCAUGAAUGGGAUUCGACCAUUAUUGACCGGACUAGACUAUGGAGUUCCUGCCAUUGACGGAGAUUUUAUGGGGCGAGCAUAUCCCCGACUUUACAUUCUCACACCGUUCUUAUAUGGCAUGAGUGCGACACCUUGUACACAAAGUGACGGCAUGGGCAACGUUGUCACGGUUAACAAGUGCGCCGACUUCCGGAAGCUGGAAAAGAUUCACCGAAAAGCUGGCCAUGAACUAGGUCUCUUCAGCCAAAUGGUUGAGGCUAACCCUUCUGGCCGGGUCCUCUACGUCGGCAAGAUUGUCAACGUCCAUCGAUACGUGUCAGCAGGCGGCUAUACUGAAGGCAGUGUACGACUCAAACCGCUGUCUGAAGAUGAACAGGAAUAUGGUGAUGCCGUCGGCACGGAGACACGUGAGAUGGUUCUGCCUUUCCAGAACGAGUAUCUCUACGCCGAACUGGUUGAACCUGGGCAAGCCUCGAAAGCGGGAAGACCUCGUGGGGAGAUACUUUGCACUGUUCCGGACUUGAUCUCAUUAGUUGGAACCGACGGUUAUGCCUUGGGUACACAAGACUUGCGAUAUGGUGUUAGGGUCAGCGUGGUGGCAUUUGUCGCACACCCUCAUUGGUACACGCCCCAAGGUAUCCGUGUUGGUGGCCCAACAGAGUUCGGAUACAAAGAUCUGGAUUUUAUUCCUUUAGGGACGCCCUACUAUGAACCAAAGCGAGUCACUCAGGAAUUCAGACCACAGUAG
Molecule: messenger RNA, 1548 nt
Organism: Phaeoacremonium minimum UCRPA7
Lineage: Eukaryota; Fungi; Ascomycota; Sordariomycetes; Togniniales; Togniniaceae
Product: putative hydantoinase protein
Exons: 9
Coding region: 1-1548 (515 amino acids)
Biological process (GO): glutathione metabolic process
Cellular component (GO): cytosol
Molecular function (GO): 5-oxoprolinase (ATP-hydrolyzing) activity
Source: RefSeq, a predicted model, not a curated record